CCUACCUACCUACCUCUAGAUUUCAUGUAUGUAGGUAAGGUAUGUCCAGUACAUACUUCAUGGUUGUAGCUUCUGGGAGUGGAAUGAGAGCACCUGACCCUGUGUAACUACCUACCUACCUACCAAUUGGGCCAGUGCCCCAACGUAAAGUCGGGUAGUGACGUACAACACUUGGAUCCACUUCGCCCUUGGUAGCAAACGAGAACCUCAACGUUCCAUGACACGAGCAUAGAUGCACCUCUCCUCUCCAUCGAAGAUAUGUUCGCCGAGGAGAACCGUAAUCCUACUCUUCAUCGGACCGGCACGAGCAACAGCGCGGUCGGGCCCACCGGCAAGUCGUCCGCUCUGCCGGCUGCUCCUCCAGGCCACCACCCGCCCCGGCGUUCUAUGACUGUCGACGACAGGGCGCAGUUUCGCCGCCGAGCAACUACCGGCCAGUUUUCGAUGGACAACGCCUUCGAGUCCCCGAGGCGCGACUCCAUCACCUCAGACUACAGCCUCAGCGAGAGACGGCGCAGUCUGCAGGACGACAUCCUCAACCCGGGUGGCGCCAGCCUAGAGAACCACGAGGGCUCGCACUGGUCAUCGCUUCCUUUGGCCUUCGCCCUGCUACCCGCUGUUGGCGGGCUCUUCUUCAAGAAUGGCAGCUCUAUCGUCACCGAUAUCAUGCUACUCGGCCUCGCGGCCGUCUUUUUGCAUUGGUCUGUUACGCAGCCAUGGAUCUGGUACCACUCAGCUCAGGAAAUUCGCGUUAGGGAAGAGGCUAUGGCUGGGAUGAUGGACAUGGACGAUGAGAUUGAAGAGGAGCUGCCGUCCAGGCCACCAGCCGGGGCAAAGUCUAGUACCCUGAAUGGAGCCCACGAGGAAGUGGAUGGCCCUACCCCAGAAACGCAAGACUUCAGACAGGAAGCCUUAAAUGAGCUGUAUACGCACGAGGUUAUGGCAUUGGCGUCGUGCUUCUUCUUCCCCCUGUUGGGUGCAUUCCUGCUUCACACGAUACGAAACCAGCUCAGUCGGCCGUCAGAAGGCUUAGUUUCCAACUACAACCUCACAAUUUUCCUGCUUGCGGCUGAGAUCCACCCGCUCGGCCACCUCAUAAAGAUGGUCCAAGCCCGUACCUUGCACCUGCAGCGGAUCGUCCACUCGAAUCCGUACAACGAGGCCUCCCCGGCGUCAGGUCGGAUCGAGGAUGUGAUGCGGCGACUCGAGGAGCUCGAAUCCCGUGUGGCAGAGAGCCGGACGGGCGCGUCUCAUUGCGCAAACGGAAUCGCGGAUCCAGGGAAGCAGGCGAAGCAGGAUGGUAACUUAGUCCGAGAGGUGCGGAAUGCAAUCCAGCCCGAGCUGGACGCGCUGAACCGGGCGGUCAGGCACUACGAGAAAAGGACUACGAUGCUGGCCUUGCAGACAGACUCACGGCUUGGUGCUAUCGACACGCGCCUCAACGACGCCAUCUCGCUCGCUGCGGCGGCGGCCAAGACUAGCAUCUCUCGGCGCAGCUUCCUCAGUUGGCUGACGGAGCGGCUUGUCGAGGCAGUGAUGGGUACACCUAGAGUGAUCUUCAGGGCGGCGGUCUUGCCCUUUCGAGUCGUCUCGAAUCUCCUGAGCCUGGACAGCAAAGGACGCCAUAGGAAGGGGCCCCGGGACCGGAGGGUUGGUAGGGAUCGAGUGACUCGUACUUGGGGAUGACAUCAAAGCUAUCGAAAACGCAAAAAUUAUCCGCCGCCGCGCCAUUAUUGUUGUUCUAAGGCCAUUUCAAUGUCAUAUCAUGCUUAAAAAGGGGCAGGUUUUUUUCUUAAAGAUACCAAGGAUAAGGGGUAGGGAA
Phialemonium atrogriseum is the source of this 1822-nucleotide messenger RNA. RefSeq lists its product as uncharacterized. NCBI's taxonomy places the organism in Eukaryota, Fungi, Ascomycota, Sordariomycetes, Cephalothecales, Cephalothecaceae. Bases 259 to 1686 code for a protein of 475 amino acids. The record is from RefSeq and is a predicted model, not a curated record. The transcript is spliced from 2 exons.